AUGACAGCAACAACUCACGCCGCAUUCAAUGCAAACACUGAAAGUCUCGAGGUCGCCAAGGCAUUCGCUGAAAGAGUUCACGGCAGCACUAUCAUAGUCGCCGGUGUUAAUCGCGGUGGAAUUGGGUUCUCGACUGCACAGGCCUUCGCCUCUCAAUCCCCCGCCCAUCUCAUCAUCUCUGGUCGUAACCCAUCGAAGAUCCAGGAAUGCAUCGAUGCUCUCAAGGAGGAGUUCCCCAACGUCGAGUACCGCAGCUUGCAGAUUGAUCUCUCCAGCCAGCAGUCUGUCCGUGCUGCAGCUGCCGAGGUUCUCUCCUGGUCUGACGUGCCAACUGUCGACAUACUUGUGAACAAUGCCGGUGUCAUGGGCGUCCAAGAGCGUACCCUGAGCAAAGAUGGCAUCGAGAUGCACUUUGCGACAAACCAUAUCGGACACUGGCUAUUCACGUGUCUCAUUAUGCCCAAGUUCAUCAAAGCUUCUGAAGGCAAUCCAAAGGGAGCCACUCGAAUUGUCAAUGUUAGCUCCGCCUCACCCAUGGUAGCGUGCAUGCGCUGGAGUGACAUCAACUUCGACAAGCCAAACAAGGAGCUGCCGGAAGCAGAGCAGCCAAAUUACGACUGGCUUAAGGUAUGGGGCUACACAGAUGUGGAGAACCAGUCAUAUAUUCCCCUCGAUGGCUACAAUCGCAGCAAAGUUGCAAAUGUGCUGUUCGGAAUUGGCGCCAACAAGAGAUUGUACGACAAGUACGGGAUCUUGACCCUCGCCGUCCAUCCAGGAGUAAUCCUCACAGAGCUGGGGAGGAAUUUUCCUGCGGAAACACUCGCCGCAAUCAAGGGGAUGAAUGAGAAUGGAAUAUUCACCUAUAAAACAUUAGGCGCAGGAGCGUCGACAAGCCUGGUUGCUGCAUUGGAUCCGAAACUGGAGGCUGGCGAAACCAACAAGGAUAGCGAGAACCAUGGAGCCUACCUGGUUGAUUGCCAGAUCAAUGACAAGGCCCGCCCUCUUGCGGUGUCCAGCGAGGAGGCUGAGAAACUGUGGAAGCUCUCCGAGGAGCUGGUUCAGCAAAAGUUUACUUGGUGA
Molecule: messenger RNA, 1080 nt
Organism: Ilyonectria robusta
Lineage: Eukaryota; Fungi; Ascomycota; Sordariomycetes; Hypocreales; Nectriaceae
Exons: 2
Coding region: 1-1080 (359 amino acids)
Source: RefSeq, a predicted model, not a curated record